AUGCCUCCGCUCAGCGCCGCCUCAACCGUGGCGCUGGCUCAGACCAGCUUUCGCCCGAGCCAGCUCUGGCUCGAGCCAGCCUUUGCUCGAGCCAGCCUCAUCUCCGACGAAACGUCGCGCGUAUUGGCUCCGCUGGUUGCCUCGUUUAAAGCGCCGAACACGGCAGCGAUCGGCAUUGCGCGCUUGAAGGAGCAGCCAGAGAUCAUUGACGACAUGGCGAAGUGGGGGAUCAGAAAGGCUCACGAGGAAUUCGCGUCAGCAUUUCUGGAUGCGCCAAUGCAGCUGAACUUGGCAAGCGGCGCGGCCUUCGACAUGCCCGUCGUCAAUUUCGCCAGCCUCCUUCAACACUGCGCUUCCGAAUCUGCGAGCUUCAGAAAUUUGCCGCCCACAACUUUAAGAAAAUUCCCGUGCCCCCCGGCGGCGCCGCGGGACUUCAUCUUGCACUUCGAUGAGUUCGUGCCAGGCAAUGUCUUGCGGCAAGAUAACAAACGCAAGACGCUCUCGUUUUACGGGAGCUUUCGCUCCUUCGGCCCUGACGCGGUGUCGAGCGAGGACGCUUGGUUGCCUCUCGCUUUUGUUUGCCACACAGUGGUCGAUGAGGUUGCUGGCAAGAUGUCUGGAGUCGUUCGCCAACUGUUGCAACGACUUUUCAUUGGCCCAGACAGCGCGUCGCAGAGGGGCAUCCUCAUUGAUGGCACUGGGCCUGGCGGCGCCCCUGCGCUCAUCUUCUUUAAGCUGUCGAACCUGCUUUACGACGAAGAUGGCGCUAACAAUGCCUUGCGCUUGAAGGGCGCCGUUGGCGUAAUUCCUUGCGCUCUGCGCAAGAAUGCGCACGGCAUCUACGACCACUCGGGGCCCCUGCUGCCGGCGCGUGACAGGGCGAGCACGCCG
Molecule: messenger RNA, 891 nt
Organism: Prorocentrum cordatum
Lineage: Eukaryota; Dinophyceae; Prorocentrales; Prorocentraceae
Source: the annotation of a GenBank genome assembly